AUGGUCCACUCUCACGGUCCAUGGUUUCCCUUCUCGAUAUCCUUAGAUCUACACCGUCCAUUUAGCGAGUUUAGGGUUUCCCGACCUACAACAAGAGAGCGGGUGAACGGGUUCUGCAUUCUUGGUCGUUCGCGGGGUGAAGGGGAGAGGAACGGAGGGAGACGAGUCCUACCCCACGAAAAAAUGACAAAGCGAACCAAGAAGGUCGGGAUUGUUGGAAAAUACGGCACAAGAUAUGGUGCCAGUCUGCGUAAGCAGAUUAAGAAAAUGGAAGUCAGUCAGCAUGCGAAGUACUUCUGUGAUUUCUGCGGCAAGUUUGCAGUGAAGAGGAAAGCAGUGGGUAUCUGGGGCUGCAAGGACUGUGGCAAGGUGAAAGCUGGGGGUGCUUAUACCCUGAACACUGCAAGUGCUGUGACAGUGAGGAGCACCAUCCGUCGGUUGAGGGAGCAGAUCGAGGUAUAAAAUCCGAGCGGACUGAUGUGGCGUAACGCACUUUUGCCUGCCUCUGGUGGAGUUCAAUUUGCUAUUCACAGACCCAGUGGGUUUUUGUUAGCCCUUUUAGUUAUUUUUUCUUUUUUUUUUUUUAACAAGAUUUGUUAAGAUGGGAAUGGCGGCGUGCCCGUAAUUUUGCCUGUAGACUGGGUGCAUCCAUUGGUUGAAAACUCUUUAAGCUAAUGCUUACUCUUUUGGGUUUUGUCUUC
This is a messenger RNA of Nymphaea colorata (pocket water lily), 701 nucleotides long. Its product is annotated as 60S ribosomal protein L37a-1-like. The record is from RefSeq and is a predicted model, not a curated record. The coding region runs from base 1 to 462 and encodes 153 amino acids. Gene Ontology annotation, molecular function: structural constituent of ribosome. NCBI's taxonomy places the organism in Eukaryota, Viridiplantae, Streptophyta, Magnoliopsida, Nymphaeales, Nymphaeaceae. Gene Ontology annotation, biological process: translation. Gene Ontology annotation, cellular component: ribosome. The transcript is spliced from 6 exons.